CCGCACAGGCCAACAUUUUUCUGAUUAUAUCUAGCUCUGAUGGUGUAUUUUAUUUUUUCCAAUACUGCACAAAAGUUAUGCCACCACAGUUAGCACAUGUAUAAUUAGAUAGAGUACAUUUUUCUUAAACCCCUCUGGUAUUACGCCUAGGAGAAAAAUUUCUGGUUUAAACCAAAUUUGGUCUCCCACCAUUUGUUCCAACCAUGAUUGAAUCAUUUUCCAAUAUCUUUGGGCCUCAUUGCCAAUUGCCUCACCACCAGUUGUCAAUUUUUUGAAGUUGAAACUGGAGAUUGAACACAAUUUCUCAAACAUUUGCAGUUUUUUCUUUUUACUGUUUUGAUUUCUAACUUGCAAAUCUCUUUCCAAUACUGAUUCUGUCAUGUGAAUAAACAUCUCUGAUUGCUGCUGUUUCCUAUUUUAGGUCUGAUAUUAUAGAAAGCAUUCAUCAUACAUCCUGGAAGAAGAGAAUAAAUGCUUAUGAUGCAACAGUCUCUGUAAUCUACUUUUGCACUGCAUAAUAAUAAUUGAUGUCUACACCACAUUGAAAUAGUGAUUGGGUGGAACCAAUCCUACCUUUGAAGGGACCCAUAACUACUUAGGAGGCCUAUCUCUUAAUCCUUUGUUACUAUAUGAAAAUAGAAUGAGAAGUUUGAUGCUUGGCCUGAAUGAAUAGAAUCUUUAUAAGGCAGUUUUUAAUAUACAUGGUCAUAUCAAUCAAGAUUCCAUGCAGAUUUCUGGUCAGAAUUUGCUAACCAAUUGGGAUUGCAAAUAUGAAUAAUCUUUGAUACCAAGUUCACAUCAUUGAUUAGCAGCUGAAUCAUUCCGGCGUAUAGUCAAAAUCUGCAACUGACACAAAAUAUGUCCAGCUUUUGGGAACAAGAACUCUUUGUCCAAAGUAUGCUUGUAGCGAUCCAUAUUUUUCUAAAUAUGCACAUUCACAUUAUUCAAUAGAGCACUAAUGCUAACUUGCUUGGGUCAUAUUUGCAAUUCUGAGAUGCUAAAAGUACUUGUGCAAAAUAUAUAUGAAAUUUACUUCCCACCAUAACUACCAUUCCCUAUAGCCCUUAAGAUAUCCUUUGCUAUCUUAGUUUGCCUUUAGUUUUUUGGGGGUGCAUGCAUACUUCAUAGCACUGAGUUGUAGUCUCAAUGUGGCAGUUUUGAAAGUAAGCUUAAGGCUGGUACUAUGUAAUAAAUCAGUUUAUCAUUUAGCUUUAUUAAAAAGUAACAAAAUAAUGGAGCCUGGUGAUUACCAAAGAAAGGGUUACCAGAUACACAGUGCUGCAUAAGGAGAAUAAAAUUUGGGGCUUACAUAAAACAUCCCAUUCAUAUUGUAUACAACUCAAUAUAUCAUUGUUAAUUAUAAUGCAAUCUUUACACUUCAUGUAGAAGUGAUGAAUGACAGUAUUUUGACUGUAUUUUUCUAGUUCUUUGCUAACACAGUUCCUUGAAAUGAUGGCAAAGCUUUAUUUUAAUGAAAAAUACAUUUGUUUAUUAGCUUGUUCUCAACUAUAGAAAUAAACUGAAACUUUUUUGAAAUUUCUGUUAAAUUUCAUUUAUGUAUUUAGCUUUAGGUAUCAAAUUUAGAAACUGACUAUUUCACUCACAAAGCUCCUUUUGUUAGCACUAUUUUAUGCAAAAAUGAAGGGUGGGGUUUGAUUUUGUCCACCCAGGAGGAUUCCAAGUCCUCAUUGGUCAUCUUUCCUUACAUUUAUAUGACUGUCUCAACUAUUUUUCCAAAUCCUUCAUACAAAAUUGCCUUGUCUUUAAGCAGAUUGGUUUAACAGCAUUUUCUAUAACAGUUCUCCCAUUUUUGUAUAUAGCACAAUAAAGCCAAUAAUUCACAGGCUAUCAGGAUUAUGGGAAUGGUAAUUCAAUAUGUAUAAGAAAUGUUGGUCCCUGCUCCUUUGUAGCAUCAACUCAAUCAUGGUUUAUACAUAGUGAAUUGAAUUUGCACGAAUCAGAUGAGUAAUAUAGAUAACCAUCGUGAAUGAAUUCAAUCCUUAACUAGCAACAGUCCUCAAUGCUUUCAGCGAAGUCUUUCCCAGUGCCAAUUUCAGCUGAAUUUCUAAUUGCACAUGAAAUUUUAAUAUAGUCUAUACUUCUGUUUCUUGCAGUUCCCACUUCAUUAAUGAAUUUGGGUGAGGUACAAUGCCACAAUAAACAUAUUCAUAUUCAUCAGAGGGUUAUUACGGAGUUUCUGUUUGUAUCUUCAAUCAAAUGCUCUUGUUCCACACACCAUCUCCUCCCUCCUCAUCUAUCCUUAUUUCAAGAUGGAGCAAUAUAAAGAGCACAAGGAACUACAGAAAGCAGAAUUGUGUUGAUUGCCGUUUAGGAGGAUGUUCAAUUCCAAUAGAGCAUUAGGGGAAGGAGAUUUGAGAAAAUUACUGAAGAUUUAUCGCACAGAGAUUUCGAUGGCGGUGGAUGAUGUCUUCCCAUUACUUCAUGGACUUGCUGAUCAUGAAAUUGUCACUGAAGAGAUGUUCAAGGACACUCUCCACCUGAAGGAAACUGAAGGUUGCCACAGGGCUUUUUAUACCAUGUUGACAUGGUUGCUAAAUCAGGAUUUAUCUUCCAUAGAAGAUUUCUGGAGAGUCCUUUUCAAAGAGUACAACUUGGAGAGGUAUUCCAAGCUUCAGUCCAUUUGGAGCAGCUUUCCUAAAGAUAUGGAUUUCGGCAAGCAUCGCAAAACAAAGAAAGUUGCCAUUAGUCCAAAGACUGUGGCUCAGCACAAAUCCCAAGGAAAGAGAAAGAUAGAAGAAAAAGACCCUUUGCAAUUAACUCAGCCUUCAGGGAAAAUUGAUCCGCACCUUGGGUCUCUUCCUAAAACAAAAGCUGUGAAGAAAUCAGAAAAUGCUGAGGUCCAACAAUACCCUCUUCCAAGUGGCAAUGCUAAGAAAUUUGUUAAAGUUGGGGAUGAAUGUUAUACAUCAAGCAUGUCAGAAGAACUCGGAGAAAACAAAGUUUAUGAAAAGAAGCCCAGCAUGAAUAACAAAGAACUCCAGGUUUCUGAAUAUGUAUACUCACAUACUAUUAUCAAUUCUUAUUCUCUUUGGAUCUUUAGUAGUGAAGAGUAAUCUAUGUUGGGCUAGUUUCUCUGUUUAGAGUCAAGGUUAUGGUGACCAUAGAGUCUUCAUCAUGGAGAUAAAUAGGAAAUCCAAGAGCUUCUAUUAGUCUUAUUUAUAUAGCACCAAUAGAAAAGUACUUUUCAACAAGUAUUGCAUGCAUCUGCCAUAUUAAGAAGCAAAACUAGCAACUGAAAGUGAGUAUGUGAACAUGGCUAUUUAAAAUGAACAACAGCAAGAAAAACAUUUUCAUACUGGUUCCACAUGCAAGAAACAGAUACUUCAGAGGUGGGUUGCUCCCAGUUCGGCCAAACCGAAUUCAGGUCUUGGUCGCAGAACUGGCAGAGACCCA
This is a messenger RNA of Thamnophis elegans (Western terrestrial garter snake), 3414 nucleotides long. RefSeq names its product autoimmune regulator-like. The record is from RefSeq and is a predicted model, not a curated record. Gene Ontology annotation, molecular function: DNA-binding transcription factor activity, RNA polymerase II-specific; DNA binding; translation regulator activity. The transcript has 7 exons. Gene Ontology annotation, biological process: humoral immune response; regulation of transcription by RNA polymerase II. Gene Ontology annotation, cellular component: cytoplasm; nucleus. Lineage: Eukaryota; Metazoa; Chordata; Lepidosauria; Squamata; Natricidae. The coding region runs from base 2337 to 3074 and encodes 245 amino acids.